AUGUCUUUGUGCCAGAACAGACUUCAGGAGGAGCGCAAGCAGUGGCGGAAGGACCACCCCUUCGGCUUCUUUGCAAAGCCGCAGCGCAACGCUCAGGGUACUCUUGACCUGAAGGUGUGGGAGUGCGGCAUCCCGGGCAAGGAGAAGACGAUUUGGGAGGGCGGCUUGUUCAAGCUGACGAUCACAUUCCCCGAGGGCAAAUUCGUUCCCCCUCUGUUCCACCCAAAUGUCUACCCCUCCGGCACCGUUUGCCUGUCGAUUCUGAACGAAGAGGAGGCCUGGAAGCCCGCGAUUACGGUCAAGCAGAUUUUGCUUGGUAUCCAGAACCUUCUGGACGACCCCAACCCCGAGUCGCCCGCUCAGGCGGAGGCCUACAGUCUCUUCAAGAAGGACAAGGCCGAAUACGAAAAGAGAAUCAAGCGCGUUGUGCGGGAAAACCCUGCGCCCUAG
This is a messenger RNA of Colletotrichum chrysophilum, 450 nucleotides long. RefSeq names its product SUMO conjugating enzyme Hus5 (gene HUS5). Gene Ontology annotation, molecular function: SUMO conjugating enzyme activity. The record is from RefSeq and is a predicted model, not a curated record. NCBI's taxonomy places the organism in Eukaryota, Fungi, Ascomycota, Sordariomycetes, Glomerellales, Glomerellaceae. The coding region runs from base 1 to 450 and encodes 149 amino acids. Gene Ontology annotation, biological process: protein sumoylation. Gene Ontology annotation, cellular component: nucleus. The transcript has 3 exons.